UUGUGCCAAAUCUUUGGAAUGUUGAUGGCGAAGUAACAGUAACUGAACAGAAGCCGGGAGAAGUCACUGAAGAACUCGCAAGCUCCUAUGAAAGGAAGCUCAUUGAGGUGGCAGAGAUGCACGGCGAGCUGAUUGAGUUCAACGAGCGCCUGCACAGGGCCCUGGUGGCCAAGGAAACCCUCGUGUCCCAGAUGAGACAGGAACUCAUUGAUCUCCGGGGACCGGUGCCUGGAGAUUUGAGUCAAACAUCUGAAGACCAGAGUUUGUCGGAUUUUGAAAUUUCAAACCGGGCGCUGAUCAACGUCUGGAUCCCCUCAGUGUUUCUCCGGGGCAAAGCAGCAAAUGCCUUCCACGUGUAUCAGGUCUAUAUCCGAAUAAAAGAUGAUGAGUGGAAUGUCUAUCGGCGGUAUACGGAGUUCAGGAGCUUACACCACACGUUACAAAACAAGUACCCUCAAGUGAGGGCCUACAGCUUCCCACCCAAAAAGGCCAUCGGAAACAAGGAUGCCAAGUUUGUAGAGGAACGAAGAAAGCAGCUCCAGAAUUACCUGCGCAGUGUCAUGAACAAAGUCAUCCAGAUGGUCCCUGAGUUCGCUGCCAACCCCAAGAAAGAGACUCUCAUCCAGCUGAUGCCCUUCUUUGUUGACAUCACCCCUCCUGGAGAACCUCUGAACAAGAACAGCCGACCCAAAGUGGCUUCCCGCUUUCCCAAACUGUCUCGAGGUCACCCCAGAGAGACACGCAACAUGGAACCCCAGAGUGGCGACCUCUGACCUCAGCAGAACCCCAGAUGCAGGCCUUCAUGUUGUGCCAGCUGCCUCCACCUUGGCAGGGGGACCUUCACACCUUGGGGUGACAACCACGUCCCCUC
Messenger RNA from Carlito syrichta (Philippine tarsier), 871 nucleotides. Its product is annotated as sorting nexin-29-like. NCBI's taxonomy places the organism in Eukaryota, Metazoa, Chordata, Mammalia, Primates, Tarsiidae. The record is from RefSeq and is a predicted model, not a curated record. The annotation marks the transcript as partial. Gene Ontology annotation, molecular function: phosphatidylinositol binding. The transcript is spliced from 7 exons.